This is a messenger RNA of Mesorhabditis spiculigera, 486 nucleotides long. The record is from the annotation of a GenBank genome assembly. Lineage: Eukaryota; Metazoa; Nematoda; Chromadorea; Rhabditida; Rhabditidae.
AUGGUGAUGACCCAUUGCUGCUGCUGCAGCGUCAUCGUAUGGUGCUACGUGUUCUUGUUCUUCGACGGCAUCGCCGGCCUGCUCUUCGCCGUCAAGCACUUUGACCUCAAUUGGUUUGACCUGAAGGAGCGCGCGCAAGGAGCGCACUGGGAUGUGAUGGGAGGAGGAAAAUGCAUGGAUCUCGGCCUUGGCUCCAUCGGCAUCGCCAUCGAAAUGAGCUUGCUGGUGAUCGUGGCCAUCGCCUUCGUCGGUCUCUGCCUCCGAAAGUCGCUGCUCCUCCUCCCCUACCUUAUCUUCAAGCUUCUCAUCGUCGGGUUGACCAUCUACAUGCUCGUGCAGUACAGCCUCCACUACGAUCAGUGCAAGACCCUGCUGUUCGCCAGCAUCGUGGCCCUCCUGUUCAGUCUGAUGACUUACUCAGUGGUGCUGAACGCAUUCCGCGUCAUCAAAUACCAAUAUCAUGAAGUGGCUGGCGGACGCUAUCCU